This is a messenger RNA of Opisthocomus hoazin, 515 nucleotides long. The record is from RefSeq and is a predicted model, not a curated record. NCBI's taxonomy places the organism in Eukaryota, Metazoa, Chordata, Aves, Opisthocomiformes, Opisthocomidae.
CUUUUUUAGAUACUGGAUACUUCUUUUAUCACAAUGGCGUUGCCAAAGCCAGGAGAAGACACAGUCUUCAACACAAGCUUCAUCUGGAAAAGGAUUCCAGGGUAAAGAAAGUUGUGCAACAGGAAGGCUUCAGCAGAAGGAAGCGAGGAUAUAGAGACAUCAAUGACAUCGAUAUCAACAUGAAUGAUCCUUUAUUUACAAAGCAAUGGUACCUGAUUAACACUGGUCAAGCAGAUGGGACUCCUGGACUUGACCUUAAUGUAGCUGAAGCAUGGGAGCUGGGAUACACAGGGAAGGGAGUUACAAUAGGAAUUAUGGAUGAUGGAAUUGAUUAUCUGCAUCCCGAUCUUGCAUCAAAUUAUAAUGCCAAAGCCAGCUAUGACUUCAGCAGUAAUGAUCCCUACCCCUACCCCCGCUAUACAGAUGACUGGUUUAACAGAUUUAGCAGCUCUUUCUACCUUCAGUGUUAUGACACGAGAGUCAAGGAAGAGCUACAGCACUACUUCUGGUUCUUG